Trichoplusia ni (cabbage looper) is the source of this 2757-nucleotide messenger RNA. Its product is annotated as UDP-glucuronosyltransferase 2B18-like. The record is from RefSeq and is a predicted model, not a curated record. The transcript is spliced from 5 exons. Lineage: Eukaryota; Metazoa; Arthropoda; Insecta; Lepidoptera; Noctuidae. Gene Ontology annotation, molecular function: UDP-glycosyltransferase activity. Bases 303 to 1859 code for a protein of 518 amino acids.
AGAUGCAACGGUUUGCUUACGCGUAUUUAUCGACUCGCGACCCCGACGGGUCAGCUCAUGAAUCAGGACUCCGAUUUGGUCCGAAACUAGUCAGGCAAUCCCAUCCAGAUCCAUUUAUUAUUUUUUGGCCUUUGAGCUAUGGUUUAGACACCUGCAUGCGUAAGUCCGACUCGCACUUGGCUGAUCCAUGCGUUUUUAAAUGUAGCUAUAGAUAUUAUAGAUAGUGAUAUCUAUAAUGAAACAAUAUAUAAAGACGUUCUGACAAGAAACCAAAAGUUAUUUAUUCAUUGUGUAGUAUAAACAUGCGGGCCUUAGUGUAUUUAGUUUUAAGCUACAUUUGCAUUGCAAAUGAAGCAGCAAAGAUAUUGGUAGUGGUUCCAACGCCUUCUAUCAGCCAUCAAGUAGUGUUUCGACCUCUGACUCAGGAACUAGUUAAGAGAGGACACGAUGUCACCGUCAUCACAACGGAUCCCAUCUACUCAGAGGGAACAGCCCCUGCUAACCUGACAGAAAUUGACCUUCAUGAUAUAUCGUAUAAUAUAUUCAGACAAGAAAUGGCUAAAAUGCCAAAAGGAAACAAGGAUGUCAUGCUUCUUCAAACGGAGAUUUAUUUUAAAAUCUGUGUUUCAGUUUUUCGUGAACAAUUAAAAGAUAAAAGUGUGCAGCAACUCAUUAAGAACAAAAAUCUAAAAUUUGAUUUAUUGAUCUUAGAAGCAACUUUUAGACAAGCGUUAGUGUUUUCGCACAUAUUCAAAGCUCCAGUUAUACAAAUGAGUUCUCUAGGGGGUGUUUUUGACAAUUUCGUCACGAUAGGAGCUCCGACACAUCCCAUUCUGUACCCAACAAUAAUUCGGCAAAAACUGAACAAUCUUACAAUGUGGGAGAAAGUAACGGAACUGUAUAAUCAUUAUAUGUCGGAAAGGAUAUUUCAAAAUAAUGCGAAUCUAGAGAAUGAACUUAUUCGAGAACAUUUUGGGCCUGAAGUACCCACAGUGACGGAACUGUAUGAUAAUGUAGACAUGCUGUUCUUGAAUGUGUAUCCAGUGUUUGAAGGUAUUCGACCAGUUCCUCCAUCUGUCAUCUACACGGGUGGUCUGCAUCAAAACCCGGAGAAGGAAUUACCUAAGGAUCUUAAGUCUUAUUUAGAUUCUUCUAAAAAUGGUGUAAUUUACAUUAGUUUUGGAACAAAUACGGAUCCUACUCUACUAUCCCCUGAGCGCAUUCAAGUUCUAUUGAAAGCAUUCGCUCAGUUAUCAUACGAUGUGCUAUGGAAGUGGAACGGAGACGAGCUGCCUGGACGUACUGAGAACAUAAGAAUCUCAAAGUGGUUACCGCAGUCGGAUCUACUUAGACAUCCCAAAAUAAAAGUGUUCGUAACACAGGGUGGUCUACAAUCCACAGAUGAAGCAAUCACUGCUGGAGUUCCAUUGAUUGGAAUACCUAUGGUGGGCGAUCAGUGGUUUAACGUAGAAAAAUACGUACAACACAAUAUUGGUGUACGCUUGGACUUUGAAGAUCUCACAGCGGAUACCUUUAAAAAUACUUUACUGAAAGUUAUCGAAGAUGAUAGCUAUCGACGAAACAUAAUCAAACUACGCAGUCUUAUGCGUGACGAGGUGCAGACUCCACUGGAGCGCGCCGUGUGGUGGACGGAGUACGUGCUGCGGCACGGCGGCGCGAAGCACCUGCGCUCGCCCGCCGCCAACAUCUCGUGGGCGGAGUACCUAGAACUGGAACUGGUGCUCACAAUACUGGCAGCACUAUUGACAGCAAUUUCUUUAGUUCUCUCAGCCAUAUAUUUGUUAUACAAAUAUUUUGUUAGAAACUAUGUGGCUGUGAUGAAAAUUAAAAGUUCAUGAUAUAUCCAUGAGAAUAUUGAUUGAUAGUUGACAUUGUAUGUAUCGCUCAUGGCCAUUGGUUGCCCUUUUGUGAUAAUGUUAAUUGUAGUUGAAUUUGUCGCACCGAAAUUUGUUCACGGCAACCAAUACUUAAAGCUUUUAAAGUGUACAUUUUAAAACCUGAUACAGGUACUAUAGUUUUUAAAGUUGUUCCUGAACGUCCACUUGUCAUAAAAAGCAUUAUUUGUCGAUUGUUUACACGACAAGUGCUGUAAUUUUUUAAACUAUAUUGGUUAACCAAUCAACAGCUGUGCAUCUGUGACCAGCCUUGGAGGCCUUUGAUAAAACGUGAUUGAUCAGUGGUUGCCAUGAGCAGCUAGUUCCGUCAAAUGUUUUUAAUUUUUAAUAGUUUCAAUUUAGUGAAUCGUUGUUACGUACUGUGGACGUACAUUCUGUGAUAUGACUUUGUAAAUGAUUUUAUUUUAUAAAUAUUUAUGAAAUUAUUAGUUUAUAUAUUCUAUUUUAUUUUUUGUGGAUGUUAUUCCACGUAAAUGGCAUUUACGUGGAAUAACAUCCCAGCACUUUAACUAAUAAAGUGUUAUUAAGAAUCAAGUUAUAUUUUUUUAUUUUGGUUUUAUCAUGAUAACGUAUAGGUAUUCCUUACCUAACUCGAAAGCGGAAAAUAGAGUUAUGUAUGCAAGAUAAAACAAACAAAUAAUGAAAUGAUUUACAACAUAAUGGUUAUUAUCACAUGACCUUCAGGUAUAAAUAAACACAAUAGAAUAGAUGUAGUGAUAAUCAAUACACAAGUAAUAUUUCUCCGAGAAAUUAUGAAUAAAUGAAUCGGCAAAUGCAGUGUGAGAUCCAGUCGGAUAGACUGUUUACAUAAUAAAAUGAAUAAAUUCAAACAAUCUAAAAA